This is a messenger RNA of Zophobas morio, 1292 nucleotides long. Its product is annotated as pyruvate dehydrogenase E1 component subunit alpha, mitochondrial-like. Lineage: Eukaryota; Metazoa; Arthropoda; Insecta; Coleoptera; Tenebrionidae. Gene Ontology annotation, biological process: pyruvate decarboxylation to acetyl-CoA. Gene Ontology annotation, molecular function: pyruvate dehydrogenase (acetyl-transferring) activity. The transcript has 2 exons. Bases 1 to 1245 code for a protein of 414 amino acids. The record is from RefSeq and is a predicted model, not a curated record.
AUGGACAACGGCUGGGUUAAACCGGGAGCUAUUAUUAUCGUGUCGUUUAUGGUCACGUUUAAAUUGUGCGUUUCCACCGAAAUGUCAGCCUUCAAACUCCUCGCCUCGUUCCUCCCAAAGCUGCCUUUCCGUCCCUUCGCCUCCGAAGCCACCUUCAAGACCCAGCCCUACGUCCUCUACCGCCUGGAGGGCCCCCCCGCCCCCGCGGUGACCCUCAAUCGCGCCGAUGCACUCCGCUUCUUCGAGGAGAUGGUGACGAUCCAUCAGAUGGAAGCCACCCUCAACCACCUCUACAAGUCCAAGACGGUCCGCGGCUUCUGCCACCUGUACUCCGGUCAGGAGGCCGUGGCCGUGGGCACGUUCGCCGCGCUGCGCCCCCAGGACACCACCAUCACCACGUACCGGUGUCACGGCUGGGGCUUCCUCUACUACCAGUCCGUGGACCCCAUCAUCGCCGAGUUGGUUGGGGUGCGCUCCGGGUGUGUGCGCGGCAAAGGCGGCUCUAUGCACAUCUACGGCAAGCACAAGGACUUUUACGGGGGCAGCGCCAUCGUGGGGUCGCACGUCCCCGUAGGGGUGGGGAUCGCGCUGGCCCACAAGUACCGCAACACGGAUGCCGUGAGUCUGAUCUGCUACGGGGACGGCGCCACCAACAACGGCAACGUACUGGAGGCCUACAACAUGGCGAAGUUGUGGGAGCUGCCGUGUUUCUUCCUGUGCGAGAACAACAUCUACGGGAUGGGGACGAAGUUGGAGAGGACCACGAAGAAUACCAACGUCUUCGCCAAAGGGGAUUUUAUUCCGGGGAUUCGGGUGGAUGGGAUGGAUGUGUUGUCGGUGAGGGAGGCGGCGCGGUUUGCGAUCGAGCACAUCCGGGCGGGGAAGGGCCCCAUUAUUGUGGAGGCGCAGAGUUAUAGGUACUUCGGACACUCGCUGUCGGAUCCUGGUACGACUUACAGGACGUACGACGAAAUCAAGGAGGUUCGAACGACGAGGGAUCCGAUUACUACGUUCAACAAGAAAAUUUUGGAGGCGGGGUUGGCUACCGAGGAGGAGUUGGCUGCAAUAGAGAAGAAGGUGAAGGCUAGUGUGCGUGAAAGCGCGACGAAGGCGGAAGCUGACCACCCGGUGGAUGUUGAGGAGCUGACGCACGAUAUUUAUGCGAACGAGGUGAUCAGUGAAGUUCGGGGAAUUAAUAAAGUGUGGAAGCACAAGUCGUCUGGGAGGGCUUGGAAUCUGAAAUAGUCACAAAAUGUCAAUGUUGUUGUAUGUAAUUGUGGUGUUGUAGGAAU